AUUUCUGUUUCAUUCUUUCAUUAGAGCUAGGUUGACUGUUUGAACCAAUCUGUAAUCGAAUCAGCGGAUUUAUAUAUGCUAUAUCGGAUUUUAUUCACAACUACUGUUGCUACUGAAUGAAUUUUUGUCUGAUAAAAUUCCGAAGGAUAGACUGGCGGUGAUGGGAGCGAAGCACAGUAAACCAAGGAUACGUCGGGGCCAAAGGUUUCCAAGCGUUCGAAAGAGACAGGCCCCAGAAGGAUCGAACGAUCCCCCAACUAUAACAAGUGAAACAUGGAAGAACGGAAAUAAUAAAAUUGGAUCUGGGUUUCAUGAUACAACCCAUGAUAACCAGGAGAAAUGCCUGUAUUGUGGAAUUACAGAAAAACAUUGCAAUGAAAGUGACCAAAGGGAGAUUUGUCAUAAGGCAAAUGGAAACGCAAUAGAAAGCCGAUGUGGAUUUUCAUCUUAUCCGACAGAAAAGUCUUUAUUUCAUAAUAAAUUCAUGCACCAGACCAAUUUGAAAGUUGAUCUCCCUAAUACUCCUGCGCGAUAUCGGAGUUGUGAUGGUGCUGAAAAGUGUAAAAGUCUUCCAUCAAAAGUUCCUUCGGGUCUUCAAGAAAAUACUAACCAAAUGACUAAAGAUGAAGAAGACGAAUGGACGAUAACUCUUUACGAAAUUGACAAGAUGUCAGGAAGAGUUCCUCGAGAGGACAUGGUUCGAUUAAUGUCUUCCAUUUACGACGCCGUUGAUAACAAAGUGGGUGAAUCCCCUCAAGGAAGAAAAACAGUCAGAGUGAGACUAUCUGUAACACCAGAAAGACAGAGUCAGUCAAAGUUGCAUCGCACCUCAUCGAAUCCUAAUAAAGCCAAAACGGAUUGCCGCUGCCAGGAUUGUCCGAAAACAGAACCUUCAAAUAGAAAAAUCUCAAAUGAUAGCAGAGUCCGGAGACACAGAAGCGAUGUGUCGGCGACUCAACUGAAAACAGGACAAAUCAAUCAGUAUCACGACAAAAUAAAAGAAAUUUCAAGAUCGCGAGAACGAUCAUUCCGCGAACACCAAAACCAUCAUCCGAUUCACUCGUCAGAAAAAUUGGAACGUGAAAAACUAUAUUCCAAAUUAAAUGGACUCAAUCAAAAUUCUUUCAACGAAAACUCAGAUUCAGCAGAAAUUAAGAAAGGACUUGGAAAUAAAGAUUCUUGUGGAACGAGACACAAAACUCUCCCAGAUGUCGGCCAAAUUAAUCAAGAUAAAUUAAACUCUAAGAGCAGAGAUCGUCGCCUCCGUUGUCAUGGUAACGACCCUCGAAGCGCUAUGCUCAAAAACAGAAGAAAAGAUCCAAGAUUUGCUUCCCCGUAUGAUCAACACUUUCAAGAGGCUAUGUACCUAAGAUUAAAAGAGCUUCAACGUCAAGGUGCGCACGAAAUGUGCAGAGCUACCGGUAGACGUCGAGAUAGCGACGAAGCGGACGAUGACAGUAGCAGCGAUUCGGGAAAUGAAUUCACAAAAUCGAACAUUGAAUCGAAUAACAAAACAGUUAUCCGUCAUGAUACAACCGAAUCACCUACAAGUUGUAAAAACAAUAUGACUGAAACAGACUCACAGAGUAAUAACUUACAAGAAGCUUCAACAGCUAUUGCUUCUUCCGUUUCUAAUAUUUACCACCAUCAUCAUUAUCACCAUGGUAUAUCAGGAGAAUCAGUUUUAGCAGCAAUAUGUUCGUCUGAUUCAUCUCCUGUGUCAAAACACGUGACCAAUUCUUCAAGUCCCGAGUCCAAAGGGAAAGGCGAACAACAUUUUCAUCAUUAUCAUCAUCACUACCACCAUGCGGAUAAAUCUUGACUUACCAGAUAUGCCGCUGCGUUAGUGGAAUAGUACCCCGCAAUCCAUAAGUAUCAAGCGCAUUUUUGUCAUAGUCUUGCCUUUGUUAAAGCUGUUAAGUUGAAUUCAAGUAAAAAAUUCCUAAUUACAUAGUAAUAAGAUGUAAAAAUUUGGGGGAAUUUAGUAAAUUAACUUUUGUUUUUAGGAUAUUUAGCAGCACACGUAAACUGGUAUUAGGCGCAUCGUUACUUUGAUUUGUAAAUGUGAAGCCGUACUUCCACUUAUAUGUUCCUCAACAAAUGUAUUUUUGUUAACCCCUUUUCCUAUAAUAAGCGAGCACAGAAAAUUGUCCUUGACAAAAUCAUAUUUGUCGAAUUGUCUUUUUAUUCAGCUUCUGGAUAUAGUAGUGUCCAUAUAGUAAGUUCAAAAUAAAAGAUGUUUUAAAAAUACAGUAUGUUAUUAAAAAACAAUUCAUUGCGAAAAUAUAAUUGUAUUCAAAAUCGAACUCAUUUUGGAGUAGAACUCUAAACGGACAUCAAGAUGGCGCACAACCUGAACUCCGGUUGUGUACCAGGUCAGGGUUCAGGUUGUGCGACAUCUUGGUGCGCAUACUUCGGGAGUACCCUUUAAACAAGUAUCCGGGUAUUGACAUCAUCAUAGAUAAAGGAGAGGUUUUGUGAUUUGCUUCUGUAGAGAAACGGUUGGCACUAUUCUCAGCCUUUCCCCCAUAUCACCAUUUUAUUCUUUCUUUUUAUAUUUUUAUUUAAUUUCAUCUUUUUGCGCAUUGUGUUUGCGAGUUUUCGAAUGUAAAAAAAUCAAAAUAGUCCAAAGAAUAUUAUUAACACAGAUGUUUAUUUAAAGGAAAAAUUUUUCAUUCUACGUUAUUGAAUGUUUUUAAGUUUCUAUUUAACGAUAAGGAAUAUUUUCUGAAAUGCCUAAAUUAUCGAUAAAUGCUUUUUUCGUUGUAGAAAUCGCCCUUUUGUCAUUUUUGCACAGUCGGUGCUGAAAUCGGACAUUCCUGGUGGAAUAUGAUUUGAAUAAUAUUAAGAUGAAUUUUUGUAUUAUUGCGUUUUUCUGUUUUUUGUUUAAUUAUCUUAUUUUUAAAUUUCAAUUUAUUUCCUUGUUAUUUUUGUCAUGUUGGCGUCUUUUGUAAAAUAACGUUGUGUUGCAGAGAAUCCUAAAUAAAGUUGAAUAACUA
Styela clava is the source of this 2999-nucleotide messenger RNA. RefSeq lists its product as uncharacterized. NCBI's taxonomy places the organism in Eukaryota, Metazoa, Chordata, Ascidiacea, Stolidobranchia, Styelidae. Gene Ontology annotation, biological process: negative regulation of Wnt signaling pathway. Gene Ontology annotation, cellular component: cytoplasm. The record is from RefSeq and is a predicted model, not a curated record.